Molecule: messenger RNA, 910 nt
Organism: Glycine soja
Lineage: Eukaryota; Viridiplantae; Streptophyta; Magnoliopsida; Fabales; Fabaceae
Product: agamous-like MADS-box protein AGL6
Exons: 8
Coding region: 46-765 (239 amino acids)
Biological process (GO): positive regulation of transcription by RNA polymerase II
Cellular component (GO): nucleus
Molecular function (GO): DNA-binding transcription factor activity, RNA polymerase II-specific; protein dimerization activity; RNA polymerase II cis-regulatory region sequence-specific DNA binding
Source: RefSeq, a predicted model, not a curated record
GAGAGAAAGAGAGAGUAAUUUAGAGGGAAAAAGAGAGUGAGAAAAAUGGGUAGAGGAAAGGUUGAGCUGAAGAGGAUUGAGAACAAAAUCAAUCGCCAAGUUACCUUCUCCAAAAGAAGGAAUGGUUUGGUGAAGAAAGCCAAAGAGCUCUCAGUGCUGUGUGAUGCAGAGGUUGCCCUUGUCAUUUUCUCAGCUCGUGGCAAGCCCUUCACCUUUCCAGACGAUGCUGAAAGUAUUAUGAAAACCUAUGAUCGAUACCGGAAGUACUACUCUCAUCAACAUGGCAAUAUUGAACUUGAAAAUCAGGACUGGUACCAAGAAAUGUUAAAGCUAAAUGAAAAGUGUGAGUCUCUUCAAAGGACACAAAGGCUUCUGCACGGGGAAGAUCUUGGACCACUAAGCAUAAAAGAGUUACUAAUUCUUGAGGAGCAACUUGAAAAAGCUUUAUCACAAGCUAGGCAGAGGAAGACACAACUCAUGAUUAAACAAAUGGAAGAGCUUCGCCAAAAGGAACGCCAUCUUGAAGACCUGAAUAAAGAACUUAGACUCAAGCCUCCUUUUCAGCUUGAGCCUUAUGGAUUUAAUCUCAAAGCAAGCCUGUGGGGCUCUACUUCCUCUGCUGAUGGCGAUGGGAGCUUUCCCUUGCAGCCUUCCUUAACCUACCCUGAACCUUUCUUGCAAAUAGGGUAUUCUGUUCAAGGUGAGCCAUCCAUUGUCCCAAAGAGCAUGGCCAGUGAGACUAAUUUUCAGGGAUGGUUCCUUUGAUUUAACAUUAGAUUAUAUGGUAUACUUUAUUGUCUAUUCAUAUAUUUUUGGACUUGGGUUCUUAUUGUUAUCAAGACAAAAAUGUAUCUCUGCCAGACCUGUGUGGGAAGUUGCAGAUUUCUAUUCUGUAAUGGAAUACAGAUAU